Molecule: messenger RNA, 579 nt
Organism: Danaus chrysippus (African queen)
Lineage: Eukaryota; Metazoa; Arthropoda; Insecta; Lepidoptera; Nymphalidae
Source: the annotation of a GenBank genome assembly
AUGGAUGUUACACCAAUUCGCAACGAUUCUUAUGGCGAAGGACGUCUAUUUCAAGAAAUAUUACCAUACAAUUCAAUUCCAAAAGAAAAAUCAGUAUCGAAAUUACUUCUCAAUGGAAAAUCUAAAAGGGAGUCAGAUGCGUUGCUCGCUGUCAAAAUUGACCCGGCAGUGUUAGAGGCACAGGUGACCAUAGAUACUAGAUAUGAUUGUAGGAAAAGCGAAACAGGCAAGAGAAAUACUGUACAGCCGACUAAAGACAAAGAUGGAGAAUCUCGUCGCCUUGAUUUCGAGAAGGCCGUUCGUUUGCAACGCGCUGCCCUUAUGUCCUUGUCGGGUCAACAGAUGAACCUUCUAAUGAGAUAUGUUGAAACCUUACGGGAACAACGGAAUUCAAUACAAAAACAAUUGGAAUGUGCAUUCUGUAAAACCAACGGCCAUCCUGAAUUAUGGUACACAACACACGCACUCAAAGACGGCAAAGGUCGCGUGCGAUGCCCGGUACUGAGAGCUUACUCCUGCCCCCGCUGUGGCGCCACUGGCGAUAACGCUCACACAAUCAAGUACUGCCCGAACAAAUAG